This is a messenger RNA of Lachancea dasiensis, 1299 nucleotides long. Lineage: Eukaryota; Fungi; Ascomycota; Saccharomycetes; Saccharomycetales; Saccharomycetaceae. The record is from the annotation of a GenBank genome assembly.
AUGGGACUAAGGUUAGGUAAAAGGCUCACAAGGUUAUGUCUCCUUUUAAUAGCGGUGCUGGGAUUAUCUGGUGUAGUACUCUAUGCUACAGGUCAUGAAAUGACAACCUACUACGUUGAUAGUACAAAAGAUUUGGUUGAUAGCUACAAAGACUGGUGGAAUACAGAAGAAAAACAUGCUGAAGAGGACCAAUCACUCCAGGCAGACCCUGAAACCGAUCUUAAAGGUUACGCAGACGGUACGACGUUAGCGGACUCCGAGGAAGUUCAACAGGAAGAGCAGGGGAUAACUGGCGUGAUAGAAGAUAAUAAGAACGGCAACGUGGUAAAUGCCACAGUGAAAGCAGCAUUUGUCUCCCUUGUUAGAAACGAAGAUCUGGCCGAGAUCGUAAAGACGGUAACCAACUUGGAAGAGCGUUUCAAUGGAAAGUUUCAUUACCCAUACGUGUUUCUAAACAAUGAACCGUUUUCGGACCCCUUCAAAGAGGCUAUUCGUGAAGUUGUUUCCUCUGACGUCAAAUUUGGCUUAAUUCCUAGAGAACACUGGUCAUUUCCAGAAUGGAUCGAUCAAGAACGAGCUGCCGAGGUUAGAGCUACUGCAGACUACAUAUAUGGGGAUUCUGAGAGCUAUCGCCACAUGUGCCGAUACGAGUCCGGAUUUUUUUGGAGACACGAGCUCAUGGAAAAAUACGAUUAUUACUGGCGCGUGGAGCCUAGCACGAAGCUCCAUUGCGACGUCAACUACGAUGUUUUCCAGUGGAUGCAGGACAAUAACAAGGUUUACGGCUUUACAGUUUCCAUCAAAGAAUUUGAAUCCACCAUCAAGACUCUCUGGAAGACAACGAUGAACUUCACUAAAGAAUAUCCUGAGUAUCUGGCUGAAAACAACAUGCUAGACUACAUUUCUAACGACCACGGGGAGACUUACAAUUUGUGUCAUUUUUGGUCUAACUUUGAAGUUGCCAGUCUCAACUUUUGGAGGUCCGAGGCCUAUAGAAAGUACUUCGAACAUCUUGAUAAGGCCGGUGGAUUUUUUUACGAACGCUGGGGAGAUGCACCUGUACACUCUAUUGCUGCCGCCCUGUUCUUGCCAAGUGAACAAGUACAUUAUUUCCCAGAAAUUGGAUACUUUCACCACCCUUUCAACAACUGCCCUUUGGACCAAGAUAUUUGGCACAAGAAUAAAUGCACCUGUUCGCGGAUGCUUGACUUUUCGUUCCAGGGCUACUCUUGUACAAAAGAGUACUACGACUUCAAAAAAAUGAAAAAGCCCGAUGGCUGGGAGAUGUUCAGAUCUUGA